AGCUCUGCGCCGAGGGGCCCGCGGCCGCCGCAGCUCGGGGGCGGCGCCUGCACCGCCGCCGCCUCCCCUCGGCGUUCGCGCAGCUCUGUCUUUGUCCGCCGGCGCCGCGGCCGCCCGCUUUGUUCCCCGGCGCCCUCGCCUCGGCCGACGGGGCGCGCAACCCAGCAGCUCCCGCCGCGCUGGCGUCGUCUUCGCCCCCCUCGCCGCCGGCCCCCGUGCGAGGCCGGGCCUUGCCCCCGAUGGUCUCCCGGCCUGAGCCCGAGGGCGAGGCCAUGGACGCCGAGCUCUCGGUGGCGCCGCCGGGCUGCUCGCACCUGGGCAGCUUCAAGGUGGACAACUGGAAACAGAACCUGCGGGCCAUCUACCAGUGCUUCGUGUGGAGCGGCACCGCGGAGGCCCGCAAGCGCAAGGCAAAGUCCUGCGUCUGCCAUGUCUGUGGCGUCCACCUGAACCGUCUCCACUCUUGCCUCUACUGCGUCUUCUUUGGCUGUUUCAAUAAGAAACACAUCCACGAACACGCCAAGUCCAAGCGGCACAACCUGGCCAUCGAUCUCACGUAUGGAGGUAUCUAUUGCUUUUUGUGUCAGGACUACAUCUAUGACAGAGACAUGGAAAUAAUUGCCAAAGAGGAACAGCGGAAGGCUUGGAAGAUGCAAGGUGCUGGAGAGAAGUUUUCAACUUGGGAACCAACCAAACGGGAGCUGGAACUGCUGAAACACAAUCCUAAAAGGAGGAAGAUCACCUCUAACUGCACCAUAGGUCUGCGAGGGCUGAUCAACCUUGGGAACACGUGCUUCAUGAACUGCAUCGUCCAGGCUCUGACCCACACACCGCUCCUGCGUGACUUCUUCCUGUCUGACAGACACCGGUGUGAGAUGCAGAGCCCCAGCUCCUGCCUGGUCUGUGAGAUGUCCUCACUCUUCCAGGAGUUCUACUCUGGACACCGGUCCCCUCACAUCCCCUACAAGCUGCUGCACCUGGUGUGGACCCACGCACGCCACCUGGCCGGCUACGAGCAGCAGGAUGCGCAUGAGUUCCUCAUCGCCGCCCUGGAUGUCCUUCACCGGCACUGCAAAGGUGAUGACAAUGGGAAGAAGGCCAACAACCCCAACCACUGCAACUGCAUCAUCGACCAGAUCUUCACAGGCGGGCUGCAGUCCGACGUCACGUGCCAGGUCUGCCAUGGCGUCUCCACCACCAUAGACCCCUUCUGGGACAUCAGCUUGGAUCUGCCUGGCUCCUCCACCCCGUUCUGGCCCCUGAGCCCAGGCAGCGAGGGCAGUGUGGUCAACGGGGAGAGCCACGCGUCGGGCACCACAACACUCACCGACUGCCUGCGGAGAUUUACCAGACCGGAGCACUUGGGAAGCAGUGCCAAGAUCAAAUGCAGUGGGUGCCACAGCUACCAGGAGUCUACCAAGCAGCUCACCAUGAAGAAGCUGCCCAUUGUGGCCUGCUUUCAUCUCAAACGAUUUGAGCACUCGGCCAAGCUGAGGCGGAAGAUCACCACGUACGUGUCCUUCCCCCUGGAGCUGGACAUGACACCCUUCAUGGCCUCCAGUAAAGAAAGCAGGAUGAACGGGCAGUACCAGCAGCCCACGGACAGCCUCAGCAACGACAACAAGUACUCCCUGUUUGCUGUCGUUAAUCACCAAGGGACCUUGGAGAGUGGCCACUACACCAGCUUCAUCCGUCAGCACAAAGAUCAGUGGUUCAAGUGUGAUGAUGCUAUCAUCACCAAGGCCAGCAUCAAGGACGUGCUGGACAGCGAAGGAUACCUGCUGUUCUACCACAAACAGUUCCUGGAGUACGAGUAGCCUCAUCCACAGCUGGUCAGAGAAAAGGAGGGCGAGGAGUUGGCAAGCCUCACCAGAAGACCCCCAGCUUCCCCGACAUGGCACCACCACGGCACCCCUCCUGUGUAGAUGAGCCUGCACACGUGAUCCUUCCGCACCCGGGAGUCAGGUGUCAGAGUGGACGUGAACCGCCCUCCCGAGCAUACGUCAGGACGGUGCCCUGGAUGGGAAAGGAGCCAAGGGAGGCUGUCACUGGCGUCUCUCCUGUGCUCCUCAAAACUGGGAGAUCUGGGGUUGGGGCACCCUCGUGGCUUGAAACUGCCUCUGCCUGGUGCUUCCUUUUGUCCUACCACGCACACAGUUUAAGAAGGUGCCCACCUGAUGAAAAUAAUGGUUCCACCGUGUGUAGACCAAGGUGGAGGCCAGGGCAGAGGCCUGGGGCGGCRGUGGGCUGAGUGUGUGCCGGGAGCCCAUCCUCCCACUGUCUCCUGCAGCUGGAGGCUGCCCCGGGGCCCAGGGCCUGGGGGCGCUGGUGCAGGUUCCCAGCUCGUCUGCUCUGCAGGUAUUUAGUGUCAACUGCAUGUGGAAGCAUCAGCCCAGAUGUUCUCUCAGUUUUCUAGAAAUAGACAUUUUCUUAUCCCCUUUCCCUUUUCUCUUUUUCCACGAUGGUGAAUUUCAUAAAUGUAAUAAUAGUAAAGUGAAUGACUAUUGAGUUUCUAAUGAAAUCUAGAUCAUUUCUUUAUUCUCAAGAGUGAGUCUUGCUUUUUGAUUGGUGCUGUUCUGUUGUGCCCUUUCCCACCC
Molecule: messenger RNA, 2597 nt
Organism: Urocitellus parryii (Arctic ground squirrel)
Lineage: Eukaryota; Metazoa; Chordata; Mammalia; Rodentia; Sciuridae
Gene: Usp22
Product: ubiquitin specific peptidase 22
Biological process (GO): protein deubiquitination
Molecular function (GO): zinc ion binding; cysteine-type deubiquitinase activity
Source: RefSeq, a predicted model, not a curated record